Molecule: messenger RNA, 1417 nt
Organism: Coccomyxa subellipsoidea C-169
Lineage: Eukaryota; Viridiplantae; Chlorophyta; Trebouxiophyceae; Coccomyxaceae
Exons: 8
Coding region: 1-1137 (378 amino acids)
Source: RefSeq, a predicted model, not a curated record
AUGAGGCCGAUGCGGCCCCAGAUGAGACCGCCCCAGGCCCCUUAUUUUGACCGAAGACAGGGGCCGCCACAGGGGCCACCACCACAGAGGAGGAUGGGCCCUCCCCAGCAGGGCGGCAUGCGCAGGCCAGGGCCGGGGCCGUAUGGGCAGCAGAUGGGCAGGGGAGGGCAGCAGAGGCAGGACGGGCAGGAGCAGUGGCCGCCAGCUGCCUCCGGCCGAUUUGAGGACGCCGAUGAGGACCCACUGGCCCCCUCACUGGGCCCCAGGAACCGGGGGCGCCGCCAGUCGCUGAUGAAGAAGCCGAUGCGAGACGGUGCGCCUGAGGAGGAGGGCGGUCAGGAGAGGGCCCUGGCCAUGCGCAGCCGCGGCCCUGGCAGGGGCGGCGCUAUGCAGGGGCAGGAGGGAGGGGAUGUGGCCAGGAGGCCUGCCCGCAGGCAAGCAGCACAGGACUGGGGCGGCUUGGCAGAGGUCGACGAGGAAUAUAACAGGGCUGAGGGCAGGCAGGGAGAAAGCAUGUGGAAGACUGGCGUCAACCCGCAGGAGGAGAGGGAGGCCCGGGACGCGAUGGCGCGCUUUGUGGAGGAGGAGCAGCGGCUGGGCUUCAUGCGCCCGGGGCCCUGGCAGAUGGCCGAAGCCGACCCGCCCGCCUUCAUCCCGGUGCCGGCCGAGAUCAUGAAGGAUCGCGAGCGCACCGCCAAGCUGGAGUUGUUGGACCCUGGAUUGGACAUCGCGAUUGGCGCGCCGCCGCCCUCGCGCGUGGCGGCUCCGCGGCUGAGCUCGGCGGAGGCGCUGGAGCGGCUCAAGCCGGACCUCAUGCACACGCUGGGCAUGGCACCCGGCGACGAGGAGGCCUGGGCCGAGGCAGUGGAGGGCAUCGCCGAGGAGAUCGACUCCCUGGGCAUCCAAUCCACCCCCGACACCUGGGGUGAGUUGGAGGAGCUGGAGUCGCUGGCUGCAGAGCUGCUGCCAGAGGGCCACGCGAUGCACGGCCACCUGCAGCGCUCCCUGCGCAUGCUGCAGGCCAAUCCGUCAUGGCCGCAUGAGGCCAAGUGCUCGUACCUGAGGCGCCUGGUGAAGGACCUGACUGGACCGCUGCCCAAGCGCCUGCAGGCCAGAGCUGCUGUGCUUGAUUUCUAGCCAGCUAUGCUGGCCUGCAUGAUGACAGAGUGGGCCGAGGACCGAGAGGACAAGUCGGCAGAUAAAAGAGCUGCACUUGGGAUGUUCAUAUCGUAUGUACGGGAUGUACCAAGAGUGCUUUUGCAACACUAGACGCGUCAUGAUUGGAGCAUGUAAGUGGGAAAAGUUGUAAGUCUCAUAGGAAUCAAUGGUUUUUCAUUCCUUGACAAUGCCUCUUCAGUACUAUAAGAGUCCUGCUGCUAGACAUGUUCCAUGAAAAGACUGUUGUAAUGGCCCGUAC